AUGUUCGCCCUACGAGACGCAAUUUACCUGAUCGAACUGGCAUUCUAUGCCCCCAUCGUCCCUGCUAUUCUCUCCAUCCUCCUUCUCCAUGGCAACAAGAGUCCUUACACAUGGCGUCCGAUCGUAAUUCCCCUCAUCAUUCUUUCCGGCUUGCGAAUCACCGCAGCAGGACUCGGCCUAGCAGCCAUGGACCCCGCGAAAUCCAAUCUCCUACAAACAGCAACUCUCCUAGACACAAUUGGCCUCGCGCCAGUUUUGUGCCUCUUGAUAGGACUUCUGAUUCGGGCCAACGCCCCCGUAUACAAAGGUCUCCCUUUCUGGGUCUUCAUCCCACUGCACAUGAUUACCAUUGCUGCUACGGUAAUGACCGCAUAUGGCGGCAGAGAUCUCUAUGCAAGCCGGGAAAGUGAAGCGCAAGACCUCCGCUUAAUGCGUGCUGGCAUCGUCCUUUUUAUCGCCCUUUUCACUGUGAUAUUUCUCCUCUCUGUCAUCACCAUGCUCAAAGUGCGAGUAAAGUUCUACCGCACUGAGCGUGCGGCUGUUGUUUGUGCUUUGCUUUGUGUUCCAUUUAUGAGUGUGCGGUUGUCAUUCUCGGCUGGCUCGUUGUUCUCGGGGGCGCGGUCUGUGCUGUCCCCCAUGUCGGGAGAUGAGACGGGUAUCUGGCUUCAUUUUCUUAUGGUCAUUGUUAUGGAGUAUAUAGUUACACUGUCCGCCACGGCUGUUGCUCUGACUGCAAGGAAGGUGGUGGUUUUGACGGCGGGAAAGGAUGAGGAGUGA
Molecule: messenger RNA, 777 nt
Organism: Penicillium bovifimosum
Lineage: Eukaryota; Fungi; Ascomycota; Eurotiomycetes; Eurotiales; Aspergillaceae
Exons: 2
Coding region: 1-777 (258 amino acids)
Source: RefSeq, a predicted model, not a curated record